This is a messenger RNA of Impatiens glandulifera, 2356 nucleotides long. Its product is annotated as mechanosensitive ion channel protein 10-like. The record is from RefSeq and is a predicted model, not a curated record. Lineage: Eukaryota; Viridiplantae; Streptophyta; Magnoliopsida; Ericales; Balsaminaceae. Gene Ontology annotation, biological process: monoatomic anion transport; detection of mechanical stimulus; transmembrane transport. Gene Ontology annotation, cellular component: plasma membrane. The transcript is spliced from 5 exons. Bases 115 to 2277 code for a protein of 720 amino acids. Gene Ontology annotation, molecular function: mechanosensitive monoatomic ion channel activity.
CGAAUCUUUUAUGUUUGUGACAACAGAUCAUCGAUAGAAAACAACAAUCCUAACAUUAAUAAGAAUCCCAUCUCCUCCUACUCCUAUGUCUUUGUCUCUUGUCUCUGCGAUCUAAUGGGGACGGUGGAGCAAACUGCUGCCGACACCCACAAGGUGAAGAAUCCAGAAGUCGUUCUCUCCAUUUCAAACAGCGCCCUUAUCGAAGAAAUCCAACCCAUUUCCAUUUCCACAACUCCAGAAGAAAAUCUCACCCGUAGAAGAACAACAUCCACACUCACUCGCUCUUCAAAUUCAAAGCCCAACUCCAGAUUGCUAGAGCCAACAUUCGACACACAUUCCAUUAAUGACAACAAAGGUGAUUUGAUCAAGAAUGUCCCCAUUUCAUCCAAACCAGAGGAAGAGGAAGAUGACGAUGAAGAUGUUUACAAGACUGCCAACAUUAAAGUAAGCGAAAGAUCUCGUAAGAAGCUGAAAGCAACGGUUUUAAUCGAAUGGACAUUGUUCAUCUGCAUAAUGGGUAUUCUUGUUUCAAGUUUAACCAUUCACAAACUGAAAAGCUGUAUGUUAUGGGCAUUAGAGAUAUGGAAAUGGUGUGUUUUGGUUUUGGUGUUUUUCUGUGGAGGAUUAUUUACUGAAUGGUUCAUAAACUUGAUAGUUUUCUUAUUAGAAAGGAAUUUCCUUCUUAAAAGAAAAGUUCUUUAUUUCGUAUUCGCAUUGAAGAAGAGUGUUCGCGUUUCUAUAUGGUUGUCUCUGAUUCUUAUCGCUUGGACCCUUUUGAUUAAUCGCGGCGUAAAGAGACCCAAAAACACAACCCGGAUUCUGAAUUACAUAACUAGGGCUCUUGUGUCGUGUCUAAUCGGUGCAGGUUUAUGGAUGGUUAAGACGUUCUUGCUAAAGUUAUUAGCUUCAUCGUUUCAUGUCAGUAGAUUUUUCGAUAGGAUUCAAGAAUCGAUCUUUCAUCAGUAUGUUCUUCAAACGCUUUCUGGGUUUCCGCUGGUUGAAUACGAGGAUUUGGAAUUAGUUGGCAAGAGUGAUUCGAAAAGGAGUAAUAGUAAUAGUAAUAGUAACAGUAACAGUUCUAGGUUGAGUUUUAGGAAACAAACGAAGAAGAAUCAAAUUGAGAAAGAAGAAGUGAUUGAUGUUGAAAAGCUUCAUAAGAUGAAGCAAGAUAAGAUCUCUGCUUGGACAAUGAGAGGUUUGAUUGAAGUUAUAAGUGGGUCCCGUUUGACUACACUGUCAAGUGUCCUUGAUCGGAGCAUUGACGGAGACGACGACGAUGAUCAUGGUCAGGCCGCCGGCGCCGGAGCCGGACAAAAGGAGAUUACAAGUGAAGUUCAAGCCAAAGCUGCUGCCAUUCGGAUAUUCAAAAACGUAGCUAAGCCUCAUUCCAAGCAUAUUGAAGAGGAGGAUUUAUUGCGGUUCAUGAAAAAAGAUGACGUGGAUAAUGUUCUUCAUUUGUUCGAUGGAGCUAUAGGAAAUGGCAAGAUUCCAAAAUCAUCCUGGAAGGCUUGGGUGGUGAAUGUAUACAACGAGCGGAAAUCGCUGGCUCAUUCUUUAAAAGACACAAAAACAGCGAUCGAGGAGCUGAAUAAAAUAGUAUCGGCUCUUCUUUUAGUUGUCAUAAUGAUCGUAUGGUUGCUUUUGAUGGGUUUAUUAACCACGAAUGUGCUCGUCUUCAUCUCUUCUCAACUCUUGCUUGUUGUGUUUAUAUUUGGAAAUACUUGUAAGAUGGUUUUCGAAGCGAUCAUUUUUGUCUUCGUGAUGCAUCCGUUUGAUAUUGGUGAUCGUUGCGUUAUUGAUGGAGUACAGAUGGUGGUAGAAGAGAUGAAUAUUUUGACAACGGUGUUCUUGAGAUAUGACAAUGAGAAAAUAUUCUAUCCAAACUCGAUUUUGGCUACGAAACCAAUUAGCAAUUUCUAUAGAAGCCCCGAGAUGGGUGACUGCGUCGAGUUUUGCAUUGAUGUUUCAACUUCGGUUGAGAAUAUUUUGGCUCUUAAGGCAAAGAUAAAAUGGUAUUUGGAGAGCAAACCGAAAUAUUGGCGUCCUGAACACAACGUUCAAGUAAAGGAUAUUGAGAACAUAAACAAGAUGAAGAUGGCUCUUUAUGUUACACACACCAUUAACUUCCAAAAUUUCGCGGAGAAGAGCAACCGAAGAUCCGAAUUGAUGUUUGAGAUAAAGAAAGCAUUUGAAGAACUUAAUAUCAAGUAUAAUCUUCUUCCUCAACAAGUUUACCUUCAAUAUUCUUCCCCUAAUUCAACUAUCAUUUCUCAUUGAAACCUAAAUCAUCAAAGAUUCCAGACAUCACGAUGUUUCCUAUUCUAUAGAUUAAUAAUACAUUUCUUAUUUCUUAAAA